Molecule: messenger RNA, 438 nt
Organism: Pseudomassariella vexata
Lineage: Eukaryota; Fungi; Ascomycota; Sordariomycetes; Amphisphaeriales; Pseudomassariaceae
Exons: 2
Coding region: 1-438 (145 amino acids)
Biological process (GO): proteasome assembly
Source: RefSeq, a predicted model, not a curated record
AUGGACAGCUCGCAAGUCAAGGACGAGCCGUUUCCGGCGCCGUCCAAAAGGGCAAUGGGAACAAUUGACGGCGUCGAAACCGAAGCUACAUCCAUUUUCUUCUCUGACAAAAUCAUGGUCACACUUUCACAACACGGCCGUUUGUCGCAAUGGAUCCAAGUACCACUUUCAGCCCCUUCGCCUGCGUCCAUAGAAAUGGCACUGCCCAAUGCUAGCCUAUUGCCCAUGGCUCAUCUUACUCCAAAAACGCUCUUUGGUGGAGGAGGCGAAGAGCGAGAAUCGUUUGGCCAGCUCAAUGCGGUCCAGAUUGGGAGUCUUAUCGCCAGGAAGAACCCAGAGGAGCAACGGACUCUACUUGUCGGCCUUGGUCUUCUGAAGGCGAAGCUAGACCGCGAAGCAUUCUUUGAUCUAAUUGAACUUAUUCAGAAGGUUCUAUGA